Molecule: messenger RNA, 270 nt
Organism: Echinococcus granulosus
Lineage: Eukaryota; Metazoa; Platyhelminthes; Cestoda; Cyclophyllidea; Taeniidae
Exons: 3
Coding region: 1-270 (89 amino acids)
Biological process (GO): mRNA export from nucleus; double-strand break repair via homologous recombination; proteasome assembly
Cellular component (GO): proteasome regulatory particle, lid subcomplex; proteasome complex
Source: RefSeq, a predicted model, not a curated record
AUGGCUGAGAAUUCUAAGGAGGAGAACAGCUCAAACAAAGCUAAACCAGUUGUUGAUCUGGGAAUUCUUGAAGCGGAUGAUGAUUUCGAGGAAUUUCCGGCAGAUGGUUGUGCGACUGGUUCAUGUGAAGAUAAUGGCGAAGUGUCGCUCUGGGAGGAUAACUGGGAUGACGAUAUUGUAGAGGAGGAGUUUUCAACGUUGUUAAGAGCUGAGUUUCAAAAAUUGGGAAAAGCAUUCGUCCUUCCUGAUAUUGUACCUCCUAGGGUGUAA